This is a messenger RNA of Drosophila ananassae, 4756 nucleotides long. It is a transcript of the gene CrebA, whose product is annotated as cyclic AMP response element-binding protein A. The record is from RefSeq and is a predicted model, not a curated record. The coding region runs from base 1170 to 2765 and encodes 531 amino acids. Gene Ontology annotation, molecular function: DNA-binding transcription factor activity, RNA polymerase II-specific; cAMP response element binding. Gene Ontology annotation, biological process: regulation of transcription by RNA polymerase II. The transcript has 6 exons. NCBI's taxonomy places the organism in Eukaryota, Metazoa, Arthropoda, Insecta, Diptera, Drosophilidae.
GUCGACGUUUUGAUUCGUUCGUAUCGGCAUUCACAAGAAUUUCACCGACAUUUAGUUUAGUACCGUUUUUGGCUGCAGUCGCACUUCGGACAGUUUAUUCUAAUUGUGUGCUACCAUCCCAUACACAUACAAAUCAAAUAAUUGUUAAAGUUAAUAUUAUUAACCACACCAUAUUAAAUGCUAUUAUACACGGGCCGAGCAAAGCCAUUUUGAAAGCGGUCUACUCUCCAUACACACAACAACAACAACAAAACCACAAAAAAAAAAUUCAAUUAAAUCAAUUGUAUCCGUAAUAAAGUCCAAAACACAGAGCAAAAAAAAAAAGAAAUCAAACUUAAUGAUAUGAGUUGUAUGUUUAUCGAGUUGAAAUCUAAAUGUAAUAACUAUUUUCUAUGAAAAUCGAGUGUUUCCGCAUCGGGAAAAAGUUAAUAAUUCAAUUUAAUGUUAACGCCAAAUAUAAUUCGAAAAGAAAAAGCGCAUGCAACAAGUUAAAAUCCCAAACCAGCCAGCCAGCCAGCCAUCCAGCCAGCCAGCGAGCCACAAGUUGUAAACCAAGUUAGAACCGUCGUACUCACAGAUACAACAAUACAUAUACCCGACCGAAGUACCGAACACCAAUACGAAUGAAUGCCCGGUGUACACACACACUAUCAAACACACUAACAAAUACACACGCAGACUAUAACAAUGUCAAGUGAAAACAUUCUCUGGAAGCAACAGGUUUCCCCUUAAUAAGUGUUAUAAAGAAGCAACCAACAGUCAUCACCCAGAACUGUGUUUUUCGUUUGAAAAAAAGAGCGAGCGGAGAGAAGAAAUAAUACAUAUAUAUAUAUAUAUUAAAAUAUAAAUAUAUUAUAUAUAAAAAAUACAAGAAAAAAGAAGCUAGAGAAAGAGAAGAUCCCCCAUCCAGUCCUAGGCAAGAGGCAGAGCCAAACAAAUAAUAAUAAUAGAAUAAUAAGCGAAAAAAAAAAAAACGUAGACAGUUCAUAAGUGGGUUAAAAUAGAAACAACAACAACAACAACAAAUUAGUGUGACUGCAACCGAGUGGAACCACAACCAGAACCAACCCCGGAAUCCAGAUCUUGGCCCCUAAAACUAACCAAGAGUUCUUAGACCGCAUCCACCUGAGAGAGUCAAAGACAGAGCCGAAAACCUCAAAGAACCGACCAUGGAAUUCUACGAUGGCGACCUCAAAGAUAUAUGGGAUUCCGACUUAGAUCCGGAAUCCUUGAAAAUCAGCCCCGAUCACGAUAUGCACGACUGGCUGUUCGAUCGCGAUGUCAAAGAUCCCACCGUCAUACUCAACGACAAGCUCAUCUCGGAUGCACUCCUCAAUGGCACCCAGCCGAUCAAGACGGAGCACUCCUACAGCCUCAACAGCGACGUUGAUUCCCUGCCCGAUUCACCAAAAAGCCUUCAGGCCAAAAUCGAGGACAUGGACGACGAGUGCUAUCCUGCCAUUUCAUUAAAGACGGCCACCAGCGGGCGCGCCACCAUCGACCCCAAGUGCCUAACCCUCCAUCCCCCGCCCACCACGCACAUCAGAAGCCUGAGCAGCAAUCCCGCCCUGAACACAUCCGUUGUGGAGCUGAGCAGCCCCUCCCUGACCCUCACACGGUCCGGACUGCAGGGCCUGCAAUCACAGCAAUCACAUCACAGCGUCCAUGGCUCCAACUCUGGCCACGUGGUGGUCGCAGCCCUCGAGCACUUUCAACUACCUCAGCACCUGUACGACAAUGACUGCAGCUCCUCGGUGUCAUCGCUGCGGGAUGGCAGCAUGUCGCCAGAUAUUUGUUCCGACAUCGAGAUCGACGAAUCGGCCAUCAAGGAUGAGCCCAUGUCGCCGGACUCCAGCUGCCCUGCCAGUCCCAAUUCGCAGGGGAGCAGCUCCCAGCACCAGCUUAGCCUCAACCUGGCCCACCUGCAAACUGAGAUGUUAUUCGAACAGAAGCACGGUGGCCUCCUGUUGACCGCCAGCAGCAACAACAACAGCCUCAUCAAGUCCCAGCAGCGACAGCAACAGCUCCUCGGUCAGGGUGAUCUUCUAAUGACCAAAAUGGAGAUCAAGAGCGAAAAACAGAGUCCCGGCAGCAGCACCAGCACCAGCUCCAGCAAUAGCAGCACCAGCAGCGGCAAAUCACAUGCACAUGGUUAUGGAAUACCGCUAACGCCACCAUCCUCCCUGCCCAGCGAUGACUCUGAAGGUAACUUGACACCGGAACAUUUGUUUUCGCCACUGUCGCCCAACGCUUCCGUUUCUAUAUCCGUGGCCAAUGCAGCCGGCGGCGAGUCAUCCGUUAUGGUACGCCGUAACGCUGCCGGUAUUACCCGUUCUGCCAGUGGUUCCGGCUCUACCUCCAGCUCAACAACGACAACAACAACGACCCGCCAGCCGAUCCAUACGCCGCUAAUUAGCUCACAGCCGAAAGGAUCCACCGGAACUCUGCUGUUAACGGAGGAGGAGAAGCGAACUUUGCUGGCCGAAGGCUAUCCGAUACCCCAGAAACUCCCACUUACCAAAGCCGAGGAGAAAUCUCUUAAAAAGAUUCGACGUAAAAUCAAAAAUAAAAUCUCUGCUCAGGAAAGUCGACGCAAGAAGAAGGAGUACAUGGAUCAGCUGGAGAGACGCGUUGAGAUUCUCGUGACCGAGAACCAUGACUAUAAGAAGCGUCUGGACGGACUGGAGGAGACCAAUGCCAAUCUACUUAGUCAGCUGCACAAACUGCAGGCCCUAGUUAGCAAGCACAAUGUUAAAAAGUCCUAAGCCCAGAUCCAGAGCCGAAUAGCCUCUGGGUCCGGAUCCGUUUCUUGUUUCCCCGCCUUCCCGAUAUAUUGUAGUAAUUGUAGUUUCUACACAUAUAUUUAUCCGUAUGUUUUUUUGUUUUUGAAUUAAUUGGUCCAGGAGUUUAGCGUGAGAGUUAUUUUUUUAUUUUUUGUGUUUAAGAAUUUAUGCGAUGAAUUUUUGUAUUCGGCUUUUGGUUAGCACAAAGCGGUAAACAUUCCCCUCCCUCCUACUCCAACGCAACCAACUCUCACUACCGAUCUAUAGUAUGGAUACCAUACCAUAUACCAUAUACCAUAUACCAUACAAUGCAUAUAUGUAUGCUAUAAUAUAUAUUCCACUGAUUUAGAUGCCUAACAGCCUAAACCAUUAUUAUUAAUUUGUAUCUAUAUCCUAGCUAUUUUGUAGGGCGUAUAUAUUAUAUAGAGCUAUGUAUAUUAGUCAUGCAUUCCUGUUAUAUAAACUUGAUCUAGACUCUAGAGCUUAGGCGAUCGACCAGCUGCACUACUACAAUAGCAACAACAAUUCAAACAAGAAGCUCAAAAAUUAAAACAAAACAAAAAAAAAGAGUAAAAAUAAAAGAGAGAAGCUAAAAUAAUACAUUGUAUUGUAAUAAAACGAAAUCAACAGACCAAAAACAAAAGCAUAAAAAAACAGCAAACUUAUGAAAAAAAAAGUUAACGAAAAAUGGACAACAAAAAAAAAUUAAACAAAAACAAAAAAAAAGAAAGAAAGAAUCGCAUAUGACAUGCUAAGAUGUGGGCUCUAAAUAAAAAAUUAUCAAAUCUAUGAUUGAUCUAAGAGCAGCGACAUGUACAUUAUGUUUUAAUAAUGAUUGAAUGAUUGAACGAAAGACUCUCGGAGCCUAAUCUCUGUGCUGUCUUUGGCAUGACUCUUGUUCCUUUAAACGAUAUUUCUCAAAAAACAAAAAUGAAAGCUAUUUAAUGAGCUGAAUGAAGGAUAAUACCUAAACAAUUCCAUAAUUUAGCUAUGUAGAAUGAUUACAUAUAUAACAAACUAUGUCUGUAUGCAGCAUUUAAGUUUCUUUUUAUUUGUUUACCAGCAACAAUCGGGAUGGAGAUUCAAAUGAACGAAUUUAAGAUAUAGAACUCUCCGCCCUACCCGAUUCCCAAUUCCCGAUUCCCGAUUCGUUCUCCAUUUGUUGCGUUGCCUGGACUGGACGAAUUAAAAAAUAUCCGAGCCAAUCAAUUAUGAAAAAAUGAAUUAUUGUUUGUUAAGUUUUAUAUUGUAAGACAGCGCUGCACUAACCAAAUCAAAAUUGACAUUGAAAAUGAAUGAAUGAAAUUAGCAAUAUCCAAUUCAAUCAAAUUUUGCAACAAUGAUUUGGUUUUUUAUGUUUAUAUUUCAGUUUUAAUAACGAUCUAGUGCAAUUUUUUGGCAUAAAUAAUUAGACACAUACAUAUUUUUUGUAUUUCUUCACAGCGUUCUAAAUGAGUCAUUCUAGUUUAAAUUAGUUGAAUUUAUAUAAACAAAAUUACUUAAACGAAAUUUUAAGUCUAACGCAUUGAUUUCUUAUCAAAGGAUAUCAUAAAAAAAUAUAUAAUAAUUUAGAUACUUUAAUGUAUGUAUGUCCUGUGCAUGUGUGUAUAAAUCAAGCGGACAAAGUUGUGCAAUUGUUAGUAAAAUUACAAAAAAAAAUAAAUAAAAAGCAAGAAAUGUUUAGAAAAAUACCGGUAACAAAAAAUCGAAGUUGAAAAUCAAAACGCUUGUGCAAUGACAAACAAUUUUAUGAUAAAAUGCGUAAACGAAACAAAUUAAAAACAUUAUAUAUAUUAAAUAUACUAUUUUGGCUAUAGCAUUUUUAACGCAUAUAUUGUAUGUUAAAAGUUUAAAAGAAAACAAACAAAAAUGAAAAUAUAAACAAAAAAAUUGUAAAACUAUUAUGAUCGGUUGCUGUAAUUUGGCAAAAGUAAAAGUGCAAUUCCAAAUAAAAUUUAUACAACCAUAACAAC